AUGGAGCAAGCGUCGCACUACCUCUGCCUCUUCCUGGCUCUGCUCCUCCCACUCCUGCUCCUCAGGCUACUCAGGGGGCGCCGCCACGGCGACGGCAGCGGCGUCCGGCUGCCGCCGGGCCCAUGGCGGCUGCCGGUGAUCGGCAGCCUACACCACCUCGUGGGCAAGCCGUUAGUGCACCGCGCGUUCGCCGACCUCGCCCGGCGCCUCGACGCGCCGCUCAUGUACCUCAGGCUCGGCGAGGUCCCCGUCUUGGUGGCCACGUCCCGGGACGCCGCGCGCGAGGUCCUGCGGACGAACGACGUCACGUUCGCCACGCGGCCGUGGAGCCCCACGAUCAGGAUCAUGAUGGAGGAUGGGCUGGGCCUGGUGUUCGCGCCCUACGGCGACCUGUGGCGCCAGCUCCGGAAGAUCUGCAUCCUGGAGCUGCUCAGCGCCCGCCGCGUCCAGUCUUUCCGCCAUGUCCGGGAGGACGAGGUGGCGCGCCUCGUCGCCGCGGUCGCCUCCACCCCGCCCGGCGAGCCCGUCAACGUCAGUCGCCGCAUCGCCGUGCUCAUCGCUGAUUCGGCGGUGCGUGCCAUGAUCGGGGACAGGUUCAGCAGGCGGGACGAGUUUUUGGUGUCGCUCGAGGAGGGGCUCAAGCUCGUCUCCGGGUUUAACCUAGGUGACCUAUUCCCGUCAUCGCCGUUUGUGAACUUCCUCAGUGGAACGGCACGGCGAGCCCACGCGAAUCACCGGAAGAACUUUGAGCUCAUGGACUGCGCCAUCAAGCAACACGAGGAAAGGAGAGCCCUAGCGGCGGCGAACGGCGCCGCUGUCCACGAGGAAGAAGAGGACCUAGUGGACGUGCUCUUGAGGAUACAAAAGGAAGGCGGCCUCGACAUGCCUCUCACAAUGGGAAUGAUCAAAGCCGUUAUCCUUGACUUGUUCAGCGCUGGAAGUGAGACAUCAGCAACAACACUGCAGUGGGCCAUGGCGGAGCUUAUGAGGAACCCGGAUGUGAUGAAGAAAGCGCAAGCCGAGCUACGUGACAACCUCAAUGGUAAGCCGAAAGUGACCGAAGAUGACUUGGUACAGAUGAAAUACUUGAAGCUCAUCAUCAAGGAAACAUUGAGGUUGCAUCCAGCGGCGCCAUUGCUCCUCCCAAGGGAGGCUAGGGAGUCAUGCAAGAUUCUUGGGUAUGAUGUGCCAAAGGGCACCACUGUGUUGGUGAACGCGUGGGCAAUUGGCAGGGAUCCUAAGUAUUGGGAUGAUGCUGAAGAGUUUAAACCAGAGCGAUUUGAGUGUGGCACAAUCGACUUCAAGGGCAUGGACUUUGAGUACAUACCAUUUGGUGCUGGUAGAAGAAUAUGCCCUGGGAUGGUGUUUGCGCAGUCAAAUAUAGAACUCGCACUGGCAGCCCUGCUUUACCACUUUGAUUGGAAGCUCGAAGAGGGGAUGAAGCCAAGUGAAUUGGAUAUGAUUGAGGAUAUAGGCAUCACUGUUCGAAAGAAGAACGACUUGAUUUUGCAUCCCAUCGUUCGUGUGCCCCACAAAUAA
Miscanthus lutarioriparius is the source of this 1539-nucleotide messenger RNA. Lineage: Eukaryota; Viridiplantae; Streptophyta; Magnoliopsida; Poales; Poaceae. The record is from the annotation of a GenBank genome assembly.